Thunnus maccoyii (southern bluefin tuna) is the source of this 2111-nucleotide messenger RNA. Its product is annotated as B2 bradykinin receptor. Gene Ontology annotation, molecular function: bradykinin receptor activity. The transcript has 2 exons. Gene Ontology annotation, cellular component: membrane. Lineage: Eukaryota; Metazoa; Chordata; Actinopteri; Scombriformes; Scombridae. The record is from RefSeq and is a predicted model, not a curated record. Bases 77 to 1201 code for a protein of 374 amino acids. Gene Ontology annotation, biological process: smooth muscle contraction; neutrophil chemotaxis; immune response.
AAUGCAAGGGCUGACAUCACGCCUACAGUAGAGAUGGCACAACUGUAUAGCAAACUCCACCGCACAAGAGGCUGGCAUGACACUUUUCACAGCUGAUAUGAUUCCAAUGGUUGUGAAUUCAUCAGACUGGUUGGUCCAGAGUGUGGACCCGGAGCUGGACAACUGCAGUAACUACACUGAAGCCUGGCUAUGGCUGUCCUCCCUACAACCGGCAUACUUGGGUCUGAUCAGCAUUAUGGGGCUCGUGGGAAAUGGCCUGGUUCUCUGUGUGUUCUUCCUGCAGAGGAAGCCCUGCACUGUGGCAGAUAUCUACCUGGGGAACCUGGCUGCUGCUGACCUGGUCAUGAUGUCCUGCCUUCCCUUCUGGGCUGUCACUAUUGCCCGGGGGUACCAGUGGGACUUUGGGGAAGUCCUCUGUAAGCUGGUCAAUGUGGCCAUCUCAAUGAACUACAUGUGCAGUGUUAUGUUCCUUAUGAUGGUCAGCUUGGACCGCUACAUGGCUCUGUUGAAGCCCAUGAGCCCCGGCCGUCUGAGGAGAGCUGCCUGGGCCAAGCGUAUCUGCCUGGGGAUCUGGACCCUGGGCUUCCUUCUCACUUUGCCCAUCCUGCUCUUCCGCACUGUGAAGCCCGUAGAGGAUCCUGGUGUGGAAGCCUGUAUCCUGGCCUACCCCCACCCAGUCUGGAGGGUUCACUACAACAUUGCCAAGAAUGUCUUGGGCUUCCUAAUCCCUGUCCUGGUGGUUGCUUAUUGCACCCAUUACAUUGUGGCUGCUCUGAGCAACAGGGGAGCCAGAGGAUUCCCCAGGGUGAGGAAAGAGAGGAAGGCCACCUACUUGGUCCUGGCUGUGCUGGUUGUCUUCCUCAUCUGCUGGACACCACACCAGGUGAUGUGCUUCCUUGACACUCUUGAUUACUUCAAGGUCACACCUGGAUGCCUCUGGGGUCACAUGUUAGACAUUGGCAUACAGCUGUCUACAUAUCUGGCAUACAGCAACAGUGCUGUUAACCCCUUCCUGUUUGUCAUGGUGGGGAAGCACUUCAGGAGAAAGGCAAAAGAGGUGUUUGGGAAAACUUUGAACCCCUGGUCAAAAGACAUUUCUUACCUGACUGUGGGCUUCACCUCAGUGAAUAGACUCAAUGAAACACAGCGUAUAAGCAUUGGAAAACUUGAAAUAUUUGGACUAAAGCAAACUGUUUCAUGACCAAUUGCUGCAAAGAUUCCUGCAGUUUUUGCCAAGUAAACCAGUAAACCACCUGUCAUGAACUGUCAUCAGAGGUCUACAUUAAAACAGGUGCACAUAAAAAAUAUAUUUUAUAAAAUAAAAGAUUUUGAAAGAACACUGUAUUGACUACUUGAUGAGAAGUGAAGCUGCUUUGAUAAAUGUUAAAGCCGCAUUAAUUGAUUUUUUUUGCUACUUGGGGGCAGCAGAACAAGUUGAAAACACAACAUUGACAUAUUAUCACCUUAUACAUAUUAUAUAUGUUCUGGUGAACAUGUUAGCAGUUGACUAUACAUCCAGCAGACAUGUAGCAAUGUUAACAUUCAUUUGUGUCCAUCCAAUGAAUGUACAUCUAAUAUUCACUCUCCUUUUAGCUCUGGUUUAAUCUCCUGGGAUAAAGAUCUGGCUCUUUAUGGAUUUAGCCAGAUUUGAACUGUGAAUUGAUUGCCUAUUUCUAAUUUUUGGAUUGGAUUUGGAUGGAAACAGUUAAUGAUCUAGCUGCCAUAUGAUCAGAUGAAUUUCUGACAGGUUUGCUGUUAUAAGAUUACUUAUGAACUGUAACAAGAUUGUUUUAAUGUUACUGGAAUAGUAUUUUAUGUGUUGCAGCUAGUUCCAUUUACAGUAAGGCUGUGAUAGAAAUAAAACUGAACUUUGCUGCAAAACAGCAAGACCAACCUGUCUGCAUCUGUGGCUUCAUAUUCAUUUUUUUUUCUUCUCAUUUUCUGUUCAUAGUUGAAUGGUGAAUAAUGCUGCCUUUCUCUUUUUUGUCAACAUUUUUCAUAAAAGUUUAUUGAAAUUGUAAAUGGACAAACUGAUCAAGAGUUUUGUGUUUUAGUUCAGUGUGAUGUUGUGAUGGUUGAUCAUAUUGCAGCGUGACUUUAGAAGUCGUACA